GAGCUGUCGAGGACAAAGAGAGAGGGACCACACAGCCAUAAGUUCUCCAGCUCACAGAACUCCACAAGAGACACACAUGACGGCAGGAGAUCAACCCCUACGACACGAUGAUGAUGAAGAUGAUGAUGAUGGCACCAGCACAAGCUCAUCCGCUGCUCUAGAAAGCACAUUUCUCAGAUCCGUCUGCGUGACCACAAAGAAAAAGCGGUUGGAUGAUAAUCUGCGCGGAUCUGCAAGACACUGAAUGGAAGUAAAUAGCCAAGAGGAGGCGUAAGAUACGAACGGGGAGCGACUCAUUCAACACCGAGCUAUUUUUGAGUGCAACGUUUCGAGUUCACACCGGGAUUUUGUUUCGUUGUAGACAACACAUUGUGCACGAAAGGAUCUGGAUUUAGCGGUGGGAGAGUCGGGAAGCUCCGUUUUAUUGAGCCAUGAAGAAGAACGGUUCAACAAAGCGGGGCCCUCAGGACGCCAAUCAACAGCCCAUGCAGCCCGACAAAACUGGUUGGAUUCGCAAGUUCUGUGGCAAAGGAAUUUUCAGGGAAAUUUGGAAAAACAGAUUUGUUAUACUGAAAGGAGACCAACUCUACAUUUCUGAAAAAGAGGUCAAAGAUGAGAAGAAAAUCCAGGAGGUGGUGGAUCUCACAGACUACGAGAGGUCUGAAGAACUUCGCAAGGCCAAAAGCAGGAGCAAAAAGAAUCACAGCAAGUUCACGCUUCUGCGUUCACGGCAGCCAGGCAACACGGUCCCAAAUCUGGUGUUUUUGGCUGUCAGUCCAGAAGAGAAGGAGUCAUGGAUCAAUGCAUUAAAUGCAGCUAUCACUAGGGCCAAGAAUCACAUAUUUGAUGAGGUGACAGUGGAAGAGGAAAGCUUGUUGGCCCAUCCGACACGUGACAGAGCUAAGAUACCCCAUACUCGCCGUCUGCCCACCCGCGGGCACCUCAUGGCUGUGGCUUCGACCACAAAUUCGGAUGGCAUGCUGACACUUGACCUCAUCCAGGAAGAUGAUGUCCCCUCCACAAAGUUUCAGGACUCUCAUGAGGAUACCCUCGAUAAAGCUGCUUCUCAGCGCACCCCAGAUUCCCAGUGCUCCAUCACGGACACCUCGAAGCUCUCAACCUGUAACGAGACCCCUGCAAAGUCCCAGAGUCUGCCGCGAAAAAGUGAGAGCGCCUUCAACUGGUCAGAGAACCACAGGACGCCGCAGUUCAGCAAAAAAACGGCCACAUCUGACAAGAACCGAUGUGCUUCCAUGGAUGAGAUCCUGACGCACUGCGAGACCCGAGCACUCCCUCACUGCUCGACUUCGGCGCCCGUGCAGCCCAUCAGCCAGCUCCAGGAUCUCAUCACCCAGAAGCUAGAAAGAACUCAAGAACUGCUGACGGAGGUACGGGCGCAGGGCAAGGGGAAGGGCUCGCCAGCUGGGAAGAGCUCCAGUCUGGAGGGUCAGCGGAUGGAAGCAGAGAGGCUUCUGGAGGAGGCGGCGUCCACUUGGGGACAGGCUCGUGACGUGCUGGAGGAAGUGAAAGAACUCAGAGCAUUAUACAAGCAGCUUGACUCCGCCUCUUCUGUCACACUCAGUCCUCCACAGAACAGCAAACUAAACAGCUGUUUUCUCAACAAGCAAACUACCGGAAAAGCAUGAUGUGAGAACAUACAAAGUCCUCCAUAGCACCAUUUUUCAAUAGACUCUUCCUGUUGACUGCUUUAGCAUUGCUGGAAUCAACAAAAAAUUAAUAACAUGAGCUAUACGUGUAUGUAUGAAUUGUUAAAGAGCAAAUCUAGUUUCUUCCACUCCCUAAUAUCCACGUCAGAGCAGAAAUUCGAGGGCCUGGUGGUUUUACCAAACACAAGCUGUUGCGUCGUACCUUGGUACCUGUGGUAUCAAUUUUCACAGUGACGUCGACAGGGACAGUAAAAGCACCAAGUCAUCAAGCGGCCCAUCAGGGUAAGACAGGGUGAGAAACACCAGACGGCAGUGAUGUUGUCAUCACCAGCCAAUCACAAUGUGAAUGUUUUCCUUCUAUUUCAUAAUACACUGGAGGAGCUUCGUUUUCGAAAUGGU
Messenger RNA from Cyprinus carpio (common carp), 2066 nucleotides. Its product is annotated as pleckstrin homology domain-containing family O member 1-like. Gene Ontology annotation, biological process: regulation of myoblast fusion. The record is from RefSeq and is a predicted model, not a curated record. NCBI's taxonomy places the organism in Eukaryota, Metazoa, Chordata, Actinopteri, Cypriniformes, Cyprinidae. Gene Ontology annotation, cellular component: muscle cell projection membrane; ruffle membrane.